Messenger RNA from Alternaria rosae, 1115 nucleotides. RefSeq lists its product as uncharacterized. The coding region runs from base 152 to 778 and encodes 208 amino acids. The transcript has a single exon. Lineage: Eukaryota; Fungi; Ascomycota; Dothideomycetes; Pleosporales; Pleosporaceae. The record is from RefSeq and is a predicted model, not a curated record.
GCUGUGCUCACCGCGACGCUUUUGAUCACCGCGCCUCCAGGACAUAUACACAUAUUACGCCGCAAUCCCCUCCCUCCAGCUUUCGCGACCCAGAAAUUCCAAAAGCCCCAUUGAACAAACCAGGAAGUCAAGUACAGGAAUAAUAGAAAUCAUGGACCACAGCAGCCCAUCCUACGAACCCUUUCCAGCCCUAGAUUCCGCCCCCACAACCCCACAACACGACCACGAUGCGCCUAUACCCACAAGCUCGGAUAUCGCCACAUCAACAUCAGAGCCCUUUUCAGUGCACUACGAAGGCCCUCUCUACACGGAAAUAAACAUUCCACUCCCCCGUAUCACAGCACCGCGCACCACAUCCCCAUCGACAUCAAACCAGCCACCAUCAACCAACCUCUCCAUCUCCUCACCACCGGAAAAACAACGCGGACGCUCCCGCACCCUAUCCUCACUGUCUCCCUUCCGCCAUCGCAGCUCCUCAUCUGCAUCUACGUCUGCGUCUGUGACAUCGCCCACCUCACCCACCUCCCCUCGCUCCAGCACAAACAGCGAGGACUGGCCCCGCAUCCGAAAAGACGUAGUCAAAUCGCGAGAAGUAAACGCGAUGAUGAAUCUACGACACCACAGCAAGAGGGGCAGGAGUGGCACGAUUGAUGCGCUGGCGGUUGUGCCAGCUGUUUUGGUGUUGAGUGCGGAGUUGUUUACGCCGGGGGGUGAGGAGGUGGCAGAGGGAAGGAGGAAGGAUAGUGGGGUGGGGAGGUGGGAGGAGGGUAUUAGAUGAGGGAGGUUGAGAGGAUGGGGAUGAGGGAUGAGCUGGAUUGUGAGGAGUCAUUGAUGUAUUGUAUUUGUAAGGUGAUGCUUCUGUACUAGAUGGUAUGGGGUUGAUUGGAGAUUGGAGGAUGGAGGCUUCCUCCAGAGGUUUGUAAUUCUAUCAGAGCUUAGACGGUUUUAUUUAGUUAGAGAAGCCUGAUGUGCUCUAGCGUUAUAAUGGAUGAUAAGUAGAGGGGAGGAAUUGCCCUCGACGAUCGGGGGAGUAUGGUAGUAAAGAGUGCUUCAUAGCCCAAUGUACCAUGGAAGAGCGACCACACCAAAACCUAAUCACAGUAACAUCUGCACAA